AUCGUACUUAGUUUCUGAAAAUUAAAGUUGUGUGAUCAUAUUAUUAGGAGCUAUGGAAAUCUCGAGCAGCAGAAUGAAGGGACGGCGUUUUUCUUUGGUUAUGAUCAUGAUAAUUUUGUUUAUGAUUUGUGGUUCCACUAGGUCUCAAUUAACUGUAGAUUUCUAUAAAAGAUCGUGUCCAAAUGUGCUUAGGAUGGUGAGGAGAGAAGUUAUCAACGCUCUCAAGAACGAUAUGCGAAUGGCUGCUUCCCUUCUUCGUCUCCACUUUCACGACUGCUUUGUUAGCGGUUGCGACGGAUCUGUGCUGUUGGAUGGGAGUGAUGGAGAGCAAAAUGCACUUCCCAACAUCAAUUCUCUUAGAGGGCUUGAAGUUGUGGAUAGAAUCAAAGCAGUAGUGGAGAAUUCAUGUCCCGGAGUUGUAUCUUGUGCUGAUAUAUUAACCAUAGCUGCCAGAGAUUCUGUUCUCUUGAGUGGAGGACCGGCAUGGAAAGUAUUAUUGGGGAGAAGAGAUGGAUUGGUAGCAAAUAGAACAGGAGCGGAGGAGCUUCCUUCUCCAUUUGAAAGCCUUGAUGCUAUCACCAAGAAGUUCAACGAUGUUGGCCUCGAUACGACUGACGUCGUGGCUUUAUCUGGAGCUCAUACAAUUGGAUUUGCAAGAUGUGCGAUGUUCAACAAUAGGCUGUUCAACUUCUCAGGAAGUGAUUCUCCAGACCCAACCAUGGAGUCCACAAUGGUAUCAGAUCUUCAAGCUCUCUGCCCUCUCACCGACGACGGCAACAAGACCACCGUUCUCGACCGAAACUCAACCGAUUUAUUCGACAACCAUUACUACAAGAACUUGCUGAAUCAAAAGGGGCUGUUGGGGUCCGACCAAAUCCUGUUCUCAAGCAAUGAAGCUCAAACCACUACAAAAGCGUUGGUCGAAGCUUAUAGCUCAAACGUUACGCUUUUCUUCAACGACUUUGUUAAAGCCAUGAUCAAGAUGGGGAAUAUGAGCCCACUCACUGGCUCCAAUGGACAGAUCCGAAACAACUGUGGAAUCGUUAAUUCCUCUUAGUUAUCAUAAUACAGAUAUACUAAAAUUUCACAAUAAUCCAUCAACCAUAUAAAGACAAUAAUAAAUACCGCUAGACAUCUACUAGUAAUAUAUCAGUGUUUUUCAUUAUCUAUCACUAAUAAACAAUGAUACUCUAUUGUAUUUGUAAAUAUUUUAGUUCGGUUAUGAAUAUUUUAAAGGAGUUUGAGAUAUUUUCGAUAUAAAUGGAAAUAAAAUUGACAAUUGCACAUGCUUGAUUUUAAUUAGAGAAGCAGCUUCCAUGUAUAUUCA
Messenger RNA from Cucumis melo (muskmelon), 1327 nucleotides. RefSeq names its product peroxidase N. The transcript has 4 exons. The record is from RefSeq and is a predicted model, not a curated record. Bases 53 to 1057 code for a protein of 334 amino acids. Gene Ontology annotation, molecular function: heme binding; peroxidase activity. NCBI's taxonomy places the organism in Eukaryota, Viridiplantae, Streptophyta, Magnoliopsida, Cucurbitales, Cucurbitaceae. Gene Ontology annotation, biological process: hydrogen peroxide catabolic process; response to oxidative stress.